Lycium ferocissimum is the source of this 4824-nucleotide messenger RNA. Its product is annotated as protein STICHEL-like 4. The coding region runs from base 1035 to 4556 and encodes 1173 amino acids. Gene Ontology annotation, biological process: DNA-templated DNA replication; DNA repair. The transcript is spliced from 8 exons. The record is from RefSeq and is a predicted model, not a curated record. Gene Ontology annotation, molecular function: DNA-directed DNA polymerase activity; DNA clamp loader activity; DNA binding. Gene Ontology annotation, cellular component: nucleus; DNA replication factor C complex; DNA polymerase III complex. Lineage: Eukaryota; Viridiplantae; Streptophyta; Magnoliopsida; Solanales; Solanaceae.
UUUUUCUCUCGCAAAAGUGUCCCUAAUUCCUCAGCAAAAUUUCCUAGAUUCUUCCCUUUCUCUAUCUUUGUGUCUAUAGAGUGCAUCAGUUAAUUUUUUUCUCUCUCUAUGUUGUUCUGUAGUAGUAAUUUUUUUUCUCUCUCUAGCCCCCCAUUAUUCUUACAAAAUUUCACAAACACCCACGAAUCUUUCUCUUUCUCUCUCUGUACUGCUAAAAAAUAAACACUACCCAUUUUCUGCUCUGUUCAGCUCGUAUAACUGGUUGUCUCAAUUUCUGCAAAAAUAAAACACAGAGUAAAACAGCACUAAUACACAAAUGCACAUGCUCUUCUCUGUGUGAGUGUAUUUGUGUUUGUGAGGUGAGAGGCAACUUCUAUCGUUUUCUUGAAAGAACCCCUCGUGAAGUUCAUGUGAAAGUAUGGUUAGAUUAAAAAGAGAUCUGAGAAAAAGUAAAGGCAAAAAAUAAAAACUUUUUAUGAUAGUAACGGGUCACUUGCUUGCUUAGUCAUUGCAACUAAGUUCCCUCUUGAUUCAGGUAUUUUUUUCAAGAAGAAAAGUGGGCUGCUUUGCGACUGUUGGUGUCUGUGAGUUUGAGUUAAAUGUGGAGAGUUUCUUGAUUUUAGGUGUAAAGGUGGAACCUUUAUGCUCUAAUUGAGAUGGGUUUUUGUUAUUCCUUUGUUUUCUUUGUUGGGUAGUAAGAAAGAGUGGCAACUGGCUAUGGGUUUGUGGAGGUUUUGGAUUUUUAAUGGCUAAUGAUUUGGUUUAAGAUUUUUCUGCUUUGGAGUUUUAGCUGUCACUGGACGUGAGAUUGGUUAACUAGGAACGUGUAUAAUAAUUAACAGGCUUAUUUGGUGGUUUUGGAAGGUAAAUCUUUGUGAUUUGGUCAUUAUUACUGGUAAAUUGGAAGCCUUUUUAAGUUGGACAUUUCCAUAUUUGAGAAGAUUUGGGACAAAUUUGGAGAGAAUGAUGCAUUUGUGGAUGUCUAACCAUAAUUCAAGAAUAUUUCCGUUUUUGGAACAAUUUAUGUACUGAUCAUGACCAGGGCUGUCCGUGACCGGAUACUUAAGGAUGCAAAUGGAAACAUUAGUGAUCAUUUACGAAAUCACAUACAUUUAACAAAUUGUAUUCAUUUGAAGAACCACAUGCAUAAGCAAAGCCCAAUCUUGAAUGAUAGGUCUCUUAUGAGGGACCUUGUUGUCCUUCAAAGGUCAAGGUCCUUAAGGGAUCCUUCUGCAAGUCCUCCCUCGUGGCAUUCGCCUUCAGUUGCGGAUGUCCUUCUCAAAAGAAGCGAAGGGGAUGCUUUUGUGAGCAAUGGUAGGCGGUCUGUAGGCAUAGAUCGGCCUAGAGAUGGUAGAGGUUUAUCUGGAAACUCACCUCCUUUAGCUGGCCGAUCGUCGUCUAGAGUGGCUUCUGCAGAGAUUAACAGGCAUAAUACAGAGCGACUGGCAGGGGCUCCAAGUGAACGAAGUAGCAAGAGUGGAGUUCGAGAAAGGAGGAGAGUUAGGAGAGACGAAUCAAGCCGCAGGAAUCUUGGAACCGACUUCAUUGCUGAAAAGGAUGAGCGUCCCGAUGAUGGAAAUGAUUUGGUAUCUGCACUAAGAGAUAGAAUUAGCAAUGAAACAGAGAGGCAGAGGCUUGAUGAUCGAAUAAGGACCCUCUCUGAGCAAUUAAAUGAUGUUCCAAUGGACAGUGAUGAGGUAGCUUCUUCUCACAUUCAUGCUCGUGGAAGGAAUGCUCAUAAUGAGAAAAUUGCAGAGCAAACAGAGGCAACCACUAGUGGGAAUGUCAGAGGAAAACGGCGUAAGUUUCGUGGGGCAAGAAGAACUCGGACUUCUGUUCCAUCAAGAGAUGCUCUUGCCCACAAUGAAAUGUCUGUGGCCUCAAAUUCAUUAGGUCAAGCUUCAGCACACCAAAAAUAUCAUGCAGAAGACGGCUACGAAGGGUAUGUCAACCAGAAUGCAACAAGAGAUCAAAGGAAUGGAUGUGGAAUUCCUUGGAACUGGUCAAGGAUUCAUCAUAGAGGGAAAUCAUUUCUUGACAUGGCAGGUAAGAGCUUAUCUUGUGGGUUGUCUGACCCAAGGUCAAAAAGAAGUGGUGGUGGUCCAAGAGGGAGGGAUGCUGCUGAUAUGCCAAUAAUGUCCGAAUACUCGAGUUCAUCUAGUAAAUCUGAGGCAGAGGCGUUGCCCUUACUACUUGAUUCUCAGGGCAGUUCAGACCAUCCUGCUUGGGUUCAUGAUUAUUCGGGAGAGUUGGGUAUCUAUGCUGACAAUUUACUAAAACAAGAACUUGACUCGGAUCUUGCUUCAGAAGCUAGAUCAGCUGAACAACGUAAAUUUCGUAGGCGUGGUAAUAGUAGGCACCAGAGUCUAACACAAAAGUAUAUGCCAAGAACUUUCCGGGAUCUGGUAGGACAGAAUUUAGUUGCACAAGCUCUUUCAAAUGCUGCUGUUAACAGAAAGGUUGGCUUGCUUUAUGUUUUCUAUGGGCCUCAUGGAACAGGAAAGACCUCAUGUGCCCGCAUAUUUUCAAGGGCAUUAAAUUGCCAAUCCAUUGAGCAUCCCAAGCCUUGUGGUUUUUGUGAUUCUUGUAGUGCACAUGAUACAGGCAGGAGUCGAAAUAUAAGGGAAAUAGGUCCUGUCAGUAAUUUUGAUUUUGAGAAUAUGAUGGAUCUUCUUGAUAAUAUGAUUGUUUCCAAACUGCCAUCCCAGUAUAGGGUUUUUAUUUUUGAUGAGUGUGACACACUGUCUCCUGAUUGUUGGAGUGCUAUUCUAAAGGUCAUCGAUAGAGCCCCUAGGCGAGUCGUUUUCAUCCUUGUAUCCUCAAGUCUUGAUGUCUUGCCUCAUAUAAUCAUAUCUAGGUGCCAAAAAUUCUUUUUCCCCAAGUUAAAGGAUGCAGAUAUCAUCUAUUCUUUGCAAUGGAUUGCAACCAAGGAAGAUCUUGAAAUCGAUAAGGAUGCACUCAAGCUUAUUGCAUCAAGAUCAGAUGGAUCACUGAGAGAUGCUGAGAUGACUCUUGAGCAAUUGAGUUUGCUUGGCCAGAGAAUCUCUGUCCCUCUUGUCCAGGAGCUGGUUGGACUUAUAUCCGAUGAGAAAUUAGUGGACCUACUUGACUUGGCAUUAUCUGCAGACACUGUCAAUACAGUGAAAAAUUUGAGGGAGAUCAUGGAAUCUGGUGUCGAACCCUUAGCUUUAAUGUCACAACUUGCUACAGUCAUAACUGAUAUACUCGCUGGGAGCUAUGACUUCACAAAAGAAAGGCCUCGGAGGAAGUUCUUUCGACGCCAAGCAAUAUCAAAACAGGAUAUGGAAAAACUGCGUCAAGCUCUAAAAACACUAUCUGAAGCUGAAAAGCAGCUGAGAAUGUCAAAUGACAGACUUACCUGGCUUACAGCUGCAUUGCUGCAACUCGCUCCAGAUCAGCAGUAUAUGUUGCCCAAUUCCUCAGCAGACACUAGUUUUAUUCAAAGUCCACUAGGCUUGAACAAUGAAGGAGGGACGGAAAGACCCAGGAAAAGCAAUGUUAGGGUAGAAAACUUUAAAGCUGGAUGUUCUGGUGAUAUUUACUCUGACUCCAGGAUGAAAGGUGUCUGCAUUGGUGGAAAAGGGCAUAAUGGAGCUGGAGUAUUUACUCAAAAAGCUUAUAGUGUCUCCAGUGAUAAAAAUAGAACAAGCAGUGGUCAGGUUACAGGUAAAUUGCACCGGGAUAUUGAAGAAAUAUGGUUAGAAGUGCUUGAAAAUAUCGAAAUAAAUGGCUUAAAAGAGUUUAUGUAUCGAGAAGGGAAGCUUACCUCAGUCAGCUUUGGAGCAGCUCCAACUGUUCAGUUACUGUUCAGCUCACACCUAACAAAAUCCAAGGUUGAGAAAUUCAGGGGUCAUAUUCUACAAGCUUUUGAGUCUGUUCUUGGGUCCCCAGUGACAAUAGAAAUCAGAUGUGAAUCCGGGAAAGAUGUCAGAGCUGGACCAAUUAUGUUGUCAGCACCUCAUGGAAAUGGGGGAAGAACGGCAGGUCCUGAUGAAAUCAGCAGAGCACAAGUAAAUGAUAGAGAAGGUUUAGCUUUUCCAAAGCUUGACUCAAGAGGAAGACGUGAUAACGAGAUAGUUGAAGAGGAAGCUUCUCCAAGAGAAUUGAAACACAAGGAUCAGAUCGACAGCAAUACACGAUUUGAUAGGCGGAAUUUAGAAAGUGAUUUUCCGGGAGAGACAAUGUCAAUUGCCAAAAAUUCAUCUACCUCCAUUCCUGAACGAAGAAAAUUAGGGGAUAGAAGCCAGAGUUUGAGCCUAGUUAAGAGCAAGGUAUCUCUUGCUCAUGUAAUUCAGCAGGCAGAAGGAGGUACGCAGCCAAGUAGCUGGUCAAAACGCAAGGCUGUUUCUAUCGCUGAAAAGCUUGAACAAGAGAAUUUGAGAUUAGAAGCAAGGUCAAGGAGCUUGCUUUGUUGGAAGGCUAAAAGAGUCACCCGCCGAAAGCUUUCACGAUUGAAAACAAGAAGUAGGAGGUCCAAGAGCUUAAUGAGGUUCGUUUCUUGCGGGAAGUGCCUCUCCAGUAGGUCUCCAAGGUAGCAGUAAAUGUAUCAGAAGUAGGGGCAGAUUUUCAGUUUUAGUUCAUCUAUUUGUUGAAGUCAAUCUUUGUUUAGAGGGUCAAUUUCAUUUUUCCAAUAAUAAAGUCGAAGAUGAGAAAUGGAAGGUGCAACAUUAUUAAUAUAGCUUUUUUUGAGUUUCUAGCAAUUUUCUUUUUAGAUGUCUAAAGUAGUUCUCACGUGCUAGACUAUUCUACAUUUUUUUUAAAAAAAAAUUAUUGGGAACAAGUUCUCUUUUACCAGAUGAGAAA